UGGUAUGACUGGCAACAGACCUGGGGAUGAAACAAGCGAAGACAAUCAACCUCUUCUACAAGAUUUGUCAUACGAGGGAGGAGACUUCGCCAACAGUGGCUACAGGCCUGACGUACCAGAUGUGAAUAGGGAACUUAACCUGGCAUGAUGGUUGUCUGCGAAGAUAUGGUUCAGCCAAUUUUAAGACUUGGAGUAAGCGUCGCAGACAUUCACUUUCAACUUAAUGGGAUAAUCUGCUCGAGUACGCGUCUGUCGAGGCCUAGAUGGUGACGGCGCAUGAUCACUUGACGCCCCGCACCGUCCCCGCUUUCAACCACUUUCCCUAAUAUACCCUUACUCCAACACCCAUACUCGAGGACCCGGGCAACAAAGCGCUGGAUUUUUCAUCGAGCCGACAAAGCGUAAAAUUUUCUUUUCCGUCUGGAAUUUCCCGGUUUAAUUUCUUUGUUGGCCAAAUUUGAAAAGAAAAGAUCGCCCCAGAUGUCUCCCAGAACCACCACGGUGACUCUCCCUCAAAUCGCCAAGAUGAUUGACCACUCCCUGCUACAUCCAACCAUGACGGACGCCGAGAUUUACGCCGGCCUCGAACUAGCUAAGAAGCACCAAGUCGCCGCCGCCUGCGUGAAACCUUAUAGUGUCCCCGUAGCCAAGGACGCCCUCGACGGUACUGGGGUCCUCAUCUGCGCCGUCAUCGGCUUCCCGCACGGCAACAGUGCCACACACAUCAAAGUCACCGAAGCCAUUGAUGCCGUCGAGUGCGGCGCCCAGGAAAUCGACAUGGUGGUCAACGUGGGCAAGGUCCUCGGCGGCGACUGGGAGUACGUGACCAAUGAGAUCCGGUCAAUCAACACAUCCGUGACCAAACUCGGCGCGGUUCUUAAAGUCAUCUUCGAGAAUGAUUACCUCCAGGACGAGCACAUUGUUUACUUGUGCAAGAUCUGCUCGGUGAUUUCGGUUGCGUUUGUCAAGACGUCGACUGGGUAUGGAUUCGUCAAGCGUGAGGACAAUGGGUGUUAUUCGUACAAGGGAGCUACAAGGCCGCAUCUAAAGCUCAUGAAGGAGAAUUUGGGACCCAAUGUGCAGAUCAAAGCCGCAGGACGGAUCAGGACACUGGAUCAAGUUUUGUGUGCUAUGGAGUUGGGGGUCGCGAGGAUUGGAGCUUCGGCUACGGAGAGUAUUUUGGAGGAGGCGAGGGCGAGGGGGAUUGGCGAGAUGCCUGUGGAGGUUCAGAUACAAGGGUGAGGAUACAGUUUAGGGGUAUAUACACCAGUGAGUGGGUACCUUACUUAGCUUGGAGAGAAUGAUUACAAUGUCGGCCUAUAAGAUUGAAACUCAAUUGAUGCAAAGCAACGAAUUGUGAUCGGGUGAUGACAAGGUCGCGUAGGUUUCCGAAAAGACUUGAAUCUACUGAUCAUCGAAUUCUUCGGAUGUUUCGGAUAUUACGAAACUUGCAAUGCCGACAUUCGACC
Pseudomassariella vexata is the source of this 1469-nucleotide messenger RNA. Its product is annotated as deoxyribose-phosphate aldolase. Gene Ontology annotation, molecular function: deoxyribose-phosphate aldolase activity. Gene Ontology annotation, cellular component: cytoplasm. Gene Ontology annotation, biological process: carbohydrate catabolic process; deoxyribonucleotide catabolic process. Lineage: Eukaryota; Fungi; Ascomycota; Sordariomycetes; Amphisphaeriales; Pseudomassariaceae. The coding region runs from base 481 to 1242 and encodes 253 amino acids. The record is from RefSeq and is a predicted model, not a curated record. The transcript has a single exon.